AUGCAAUUGCGGAGCCGUAAGGGCUCUUUGGUUCAAAACAUAGCGACACACGCUCCACGCAAUCCGAUAUAUUACACUAACCAGAUUACCAGGCUUUUGGAUGACGAGCAAUUGGAGGAAAGAUUACGUGAGCUAACGUUAAAUGUCGAAAGUGAAAGCUUCUCGCUGGCCAGUGACGCUGUCUCGCCUGAAACCACCGACGAAUAUCAAGUAUAUGAGCAAUAUGUGCAAGAGCUGGAAAACAAGACCGCUGGGUAUCAAAAAGUGCUUCAACAGACUCAAAACGUUAGUAUGGGGCUCAUUAAUGUGAACAAAGAGCUUGAAGAAAUUUCGACUAGUACUCGAGAUUUCUGCAGCUCAAUUCAGCCUCUCAAGAGAGCUGCCGAAGAGGAAUCCGAGGUUUAUGAGACUUUGGAAGACUAUUUAAGCUACUUCGAAUGUCUCGAUUCGGUUGUUCGCAAACUCAAUGCCUCAAGUUCGCCAUCUGCCGUUGUGAGAGAGUCUUUCAAGAGCAUGCUCAAGAAAAUCGACGCUUCUUUGGAGUUUCUCGAAAAGCACCCAGAUUUCAAAGAGUGUGAGAGUUAUAGGAUUCGCUUUAAGCAAUGCAUGAUUAGGGCGUGUGCGUUGAUGGCGAGCUGGAUGUCAAGCAAUUUGAAAAUCAUCUACGACAAGCUUUCCGCAAGAGUCACAGGAUUGGCGGCGUCUAGCGCGAAUUCCUCGACGCAGGAAGCUCUUCUCUACAACAGUUUUGCUUCAGAUUCUUCCGCUUAUUUUAGUGUCGCUCGAGAAUUGACAUCGCGGUGUUUCAAACGUUUGCAACCUCGAUACCACCAAGAGCUUCUAGCGAUUGUAAAUGAUUGCUAUUCCGAAUAUUUUCGAACGCGAGAAAAAUUACUCUACCCUAUAAUCGCAGACCAGUUAAAUGGGACUCACGAUCAAAGAAAGCCUCUCGUGAAAUAUAUCCAGGAUAACCUUCUUUAUUUUACCACGUUAUGCGUCAAUGAAUACAAUCUGGUGCUCAAGUUUUUUCCCACAGAAGAUCUAGACAUAAUUCAUAAAUGGCUUUUUCACCUUUGCGAACCCUUGCACGAAAUGUUGAGGUCUCGAAUUCUCAGAGAAUUGAGUAUUCCAUCACUAUGCGACUGUGUGAUUUUGCUGAACAAAUACUACCAGUUCGAGGAAAACUCCCAGGAGUAUGAAAUGCAGUUCAAAGACGUUCCGUUUGAUAAACUAUUUGAACCGAUUCUCCAAGACAUACAGUCUCGACUAGUUUUCAGGUCUCAAGUAUAUGUCGAGAAGUUCAUCGUUGGCUACAAGCCUUCCAAAGAUGCAUUCAUGAUAAGCAAUCGCAAAAAAUCUAUCGGUACUGAAGAUAAAAACGACGCUCUUUGGCAGUCUUAUGUUGAAAAUUUUACGGCUUCUGAUGAAGAAAUUCGGAAUUUGUUGUCAUACUAUCCGCCUCUUGUUCGUUCCCUGGCGUUACUCUCAAGAAUUUAUCAACUGGUCAAUUCUACCGUUUUCGACAAUUUGGCACAUCAUAUCGUGCAUGACUGUAUCAUCUCUUUGCAGCAAGCUUAUAGGCUGGUCAAAAAUUCGGAGAAUACGCUAGAUACCCAACUGUCAUACAUUCGGAAUCUGUUGAUGCUGCGAAAACAAGUCCAGACUUAUGACAUCCAAUUCAUCACCACAGAAACUUACCUGGACUUCUCUGGCUUAACAGACCUGUUCAAGACGCUUUCGAUGCGCAAAGAUUUCAAACCGCAUACGUCCGUGAUUACACUGGCACUGGAAACUGUGCCCAAGAUCGUAAACAACAUGAUCGACGCCCGUGCAGAGCUCAUGGUGGAACUUCGUAAUAUCAUCAAAUUGUUCACCCAAUCCGCGUGCCAGCUAAUUCUGACCGAUUGUCUCGAAGUAACAGAAGCCGUCUCGCUGAAAAACAUUGAACUGAGAACCAAUGUCCAGAGCCACGUCCCGGAGAUUUACAAGCAAGUCUGCAACUUCGUCGGCGAUUCCGAAGUCAUCAACCAUCUAAUGGAAGCGGUCCAGCAGUUUUCUGUCGAGUCCUACGUCGUUUUUCAUGAAAAGCUUAUGGACCAAAUCGACCACGGACGUUUACCACGCCAAACUCUGGCCGAAAUUAUGGACAUCGACGUUUUCAGUAAUCUUUUCAGCGAAACCCUAAGUGCUUUGGUCACUAUCUCAUAA
Molecule: messenger RNA, 2208 nt
Organism: Lachancea mirantina
Lineage: Eukaryota; Fungi; Ascomycota; Saccharomycetes; Saccharomycetales; Saccharomycetaceae
Source: the annotation of a GenBank genome assembly